This is a messenger RNA of Sphenostylis stenocarpa, 1746 nucleotides long. NCBI's taxonomy places the organism in Eukaryota, Viridiplantae, Streptophyta, Magnoliopsida, Fabales, Fabaceae. The record is from the annotation of a GenBank genome assembly.
AUGAGGAAGAAGCUCCUGAUCGCAGCCACAAAAGGCCUCUCCUUCCCCUCCAAUUCCAACGUCACUCCCAAAUCCAGCCUAUGUUCGAAUCUGGUUACUGCCAUUGUAGAACUCUUGAUUGUUACUUUUGGGGAAGUGGGAUUGAUGCUUAUUGUUCUUGUUGUUAGUGAUGAUUACUUAUCCUUUGAAGAACGCUAUUAUGUUGAUCUGUUAAAAGUCCAGCGGCAUGGAUGGUCACAUGCUGCUACUGUCCCUUCUGAGGCACCACAUACCCAGAAAGGCCAAAAAAGGGUUCCAAGAACUGAAAGGAGAGCUAUGGUGGAGUCUUUUGUGAACAAGUAUAGAGCAGAGAAUGCUGGGAAAUUCCCAAAAAUAUCAGAUGCCCAGAAGCAAGUUGGUGGCUGUUAUUAUGUUGUCCGGGAAAUCAUUCAGGAAUUAGAAUAUAAGUCAAAAACAAAUUCGCCAAAUACUGUGGAUAAGAAUUUGGUGGAAAAGCAGUUUGAUGGGAGUAAACAUCCUACCACCGAAUCUCUGAGUGUUUCAUCUGGUAAUAUUGGGAUUGCAAAGUACAACCCUAUCCCAGAUGGUUCUCAAUUGGUAGAUUUGGAUGACCAGGAGACUGCUAAUACUGGAUAUGAGCAUCAUGAAGAAAAUGGAGAGCCGGAGACAUCCUAUGGGGGGAGGAGGUUGUUUGAAGAAGUAGAAAUUAUGUCUAAACCAUUCGAUUUCUAUUGGGGAUUUGUUACCUUGUCCUCGGGCAGGGAGUCAUCUUGUCCGCAUUGUCUGCCUGACCACAAUUGGGGUGUUGUAGUCUUAACCUUGGUCAGGGAGUCACUUGGCUGUCCUCAAAUGGAGUGUCAAUUGCUCGGUAUCAUAUACUCCCACAAUUGGGGAGUUGAAGGCUCAACCUUGUUUGGAUGUGGUCUACGUGACCUCAACCUGGGCAUUGCCUGCUCAACCUUGACCAGAGCAUCGUCAGCUUGCCCAGGUCAUUGCAUUGUACCUGAAAGUAAUAUUGUGGAUAAAUGUUCUAAGGAGCCUUACCCAUCAAGUCUCCAUACGCCAAAUGGUAUCAAGACAGAGGAAGCUGUCCUUAGCUAUUCUGAUUCUUUUGCACCUGAAAGUCAGCUGGUACAAGAGGAAAGGGAACAUUUUUCUCCUUUGUCUAGUCAAAAUGAUGGUACUGGUUAUGAUAGAGCUCAGGGCCACGAUUAUGAUUAUGUUCAUAUAGAAAAUCAUCAAAAAGUGGAGGAAAAAUGCAUUAAGAAAGCAGACUGGGAGAGAAGGGAGCAACCUGACUUGGAAGACCUGUCUAGAGAGCUUCCUCAUUCAAGUCUCCAGGUGCCAAAUGACGUGAGGGGUACUGAAGCUUUAUCUAGUUCUUCUGAUUCUGCUACACAAGAAAGACACCCUCUAAAAGAACAAAUAGACCAAUUUUCUGCUCGUUUUAUUGAAAAAUCUGUAAGCAGUUGCAGCGAAGGUCAGAGCCAUGAUUCUAAGUUUGUUGAUGUGGAAAACCAUUCAGCAUUUGAGAACGCAGGGUAUGAGAAAAAAGACAAAAGGGCUGUGGAUGGUUCAAAGCAUGAAAUAGAGCAAUCUCAAAGGUCUUCAGAGUUGGAUGAGUCCAAAAUGGACAGCUCUAAUAGCAGGGAUAACAAUGUUGCAGUAUAUUCAGAGAAAUCGACUUUGUGGGGAAAUGUGAAGUCAUUUGCUAAUGGCAUCUUAAAUAUGUGGAAAAAAUUGUGA